UUUUACUUCAUACAUGCCUGACCAGCGUCACGGGGGCUCACGCUGACGACAUUCUAUUUUUGGCAUACCCAAUUCGACAUGCCCGCCGUCAAGGUGGCGCCUCUCGGUCGGGGCUUCCUCCGCCAAUUGAGCAACCUCCGCGGGCCAAACACACAUCAGCACUCAAGUUUUGACAUGUGGGCACUGGGCAUCACAAUCGUCAUUGGCGGCCAGUACUUUUCGUGGAAUCGUGGCCUCGUAGCCGGGACCCUGAGUUGCGGCAUGUCCAUGGUCAUCACGGGCCUGGCGUACCUGUGUUUGACGCUUUCAAUGUCUGAAAUGACCAGCAUGCUGCCGUUCGCUGGCGGCGCGUACGGCCUGGCGCGGUGCACCCUCGGAUUCUACGUCGGGUUUCUCAUGGGGUGUUGCGAAGCGAUCGAGUAUAUCAUGUACGUCACGUGUUCCGUGGUGCAACUGGGUCGCAUGCUCACCACGAAAUGGCCUGAGCUGGUGAUGUGGCAGUUUGGUGUGUGGUUUGUGACGUAUGUGCUGGCAUGUGGGGGGCUCCUGGUAGGGGGGCGAGUGUUUUGGCGGUGGAAUGCCUUCUUGGCGUUGACGUCGAUCGGGAUCUUGAUGGUGUUUUGCAUUGGGUUGGCGGGACAAGUGGAUCUCGAGGCAAAUGCAGGGGGACGCGACUACUUGGUCAUCGGAGGCGCCAUGGAGUUUAUGAAGUCGUUUCCGCUCUCGGCGUGGUUCUUUGUCGGGAUCGAAGCCCUCAACACCAUGUCCAACGAAGUACACGAUCCCAAGGUGACCAUCCCCCGCGGCCAAAUCGUGUGUAUGCUGACGCUGCUCGUCACCGCCGCGUCGGUGUUUGUCGUCACCAUUGGACUCCCCCCCGGCAUGCCCGCUGUCUCCACGGAACUCAUGCCUCUGAACGCCGGAUUCGUCAUGCUCUUUGACGUGACUGCCAAAACGGCCACCCUCCUCUCCAUCCCCGCUACGUUUGCUACGAUCCAGGGGUUCAUUUUAGCCUAUGCAAACAUCGUGACAGCACUGGCGAGCUCCAAGUUGCUUCCGCAUGUGCUACAUCGAUCGUGGAACGGAUGUGGCGCCCCGUUGUAUGCGAUUGUCGGGGGAAGCGUCUUGAGCUUUGGGUUGUGUUUCGUCGACUAUUACGUCGACCAUUUGGAUGGAAUCAUGUUCAACGUGUGCAUGUUGUUUGCCAGCAUCGCGUACACGGCGCAGUGCAUUGGGUACAUCUACCUCAAGAGGAAGUACACGCGAUUCGACCGCGGGUUUCAAAGCCCAUUCGGCGUCGCUGGCGCGAUCGUGUCCAUGCUGGUGUGGAUCUUCACCAUGAUUUCCAUCGUCGGCUUCCAAGACGACCACGAAGUCAGUCUGAUUGUCGCAACGAGCAUCGUGGUAGUACUGACAUUAUAUUAUCACUGCGUGGCCAAGUACCGCCAGACGUUCUCGGAAGACGAGCGACGGGUGCUCUUCCCCGUGCAUGUGGCCAUCCUCAACUCCACCCCCCAAACCCACCGCGUGCUGCGCGGGCAUACUGUGUCCGAACGCAUGGUCAUGAACUUCAAUCCGUCGUUGCAAAAACUCAUGUUUAUACCCACAACGCUGCAUCUGUCGACCAUUCGAUCGGCCACCUCCAUUCAUGCGCCAGGCUCUAAAGGGGACGAAGAAAGGGAGCUGCCGCCACUGUCAGGACCGGCGCAAAAUGGAACGUCAUCAUCUUUUCGGCGCAGUGGGGACGGGAAUUCAGGUUGCAGCCGAGAACCCACCCCGCCAAUCAUCAGAGCCCCCACGGAAUGGGACCUACAGCUAUCUAGUCGGAGAGGGUCGACAGACCCUGAAUAAAGUCGUUUGUUCCCCUGGAACAUACAGUACAGUAACGCGCAUCUGUGCGACAGAGAUUGCACAGCUUACAGUGCGCCUAUACUAGUAGUAGGUCGCGUUAGUCUAUCCAGUUAACGUUGUUGCUUGAUUAUUACCACCGAUGCUAUUUGUAACGUCGAGUAACCAUGUCUAGUUUUCAUGCCUAGCGGUUUCAAAUUAUCAGCUCGGUUUCCCGUC
Molecule: messenger RNA, 2067 nt
Organism: Aphanomyces astaci
Lineage: Eukaryota; Oomycota; Saprolegniomycetes; Saprolegniales; Verrucalvaceae
Exons: 2
Coding region: 79-1851 (590 amino acids)
Biological process (GO): transmembrane transport
Cellular component (GO): membrane
Molecular function (GO): transmembrane transporter activity
Source: RefSeq, a predicted model, not a curated record